Lathyrus oleraceus (garden pea) is the source of this 2854-nucleotide messenger RNA. RefSeq names its product AT-rich interactive domain-containing protein 2. NCBI's taxonomy places the organism in Eukaryota, Viridiplantae, Streptophyta, Magnoliopsida, Fabales, Fabaceae. The transcript has 2 exons. Gene Ontology annotation, molecular function: DNA binding. Bases 591 to 2450 code for a protein of 619 amino acids. The record is from RefSeq and is a predicted model, not a curated record.
AAUUGUGUUGUGAGGCAAGAGAAAAAAACACCUUGAGAAAAAGAAGAGGGUUUUAUUUUCAUAAUCUUUUCACUUUCACUUUUGUCAUUUAUUUUUCAUUCUUUUGAAUGAUAUCUCCAAAUCAGCUCUCCUGCGUUUUUCAUUCAACCGCAGCGCCACCUAGCACCACCACCGCCACAAUCAAUUAUCAAUCAUUGUCAGGUUUCGGUUUCAGUUUAAGUUUCGAUCUUGUAAUGUAAUUGUAUUGUAUCUGUCUUUUCACACUGUUCGAGAAACCCUUCGUUUCAUUGUUGUUGCCGCCAUUUUUUUUUUUAUGUAUUAGGUAAAUCUGCUCAUACAUACCCUAUUGUCAAUUUUGUUUGUAUACUUCUUACAUUACUAUUUCAUCAGUAUAUGUAAAUGUUAUUUCUUGAUCUUCUUUCAUUGUAAAUUGUUGUUCUGUGUUUGUAUCAUCAACAUAUACAUAAGAGCAACCUAGAACAUUGUUUUUUUGUUUGUUUGUUUGAUUGUUUGUUAUUGCCUCCUAUAUUUUUGUGUUCAAAUUCAAACACAUCUAGCAUAGGAGUAUAGUAUAGAGAGUCUAAAAGUUCAUGGCAAACGGGUCCUCCCUUGAUCGCGUUGAAGCUGAAACGUUUGCUGAAUUUCGUGGUAAUGGUGGUUGUCUGGUGGAGGAUCGGGUUGAUAGCGCUGAUUAUGACAAAGCGAAACAAAAGUCUUUGUUUUGUCAAAUUUUUUCGGUUUACCUUAAGGAGGAUCGUAGUGGAGGUAAUGUGAGGCCUGUUCCGGUGGUGCUUGGUGACGGUCGAUUGGUUGAUUUACACCAACUUUUCUCUCUUGUGAAAGAAAACGGUGGGUAUGAUGUGGUAUCGAGAAAAGGGUUGUGGGAUUCUGUUAUAGUAGAGCUGGGUUUGGAAUUUCAUUUUUUGGCUUCGAUUAAAUUGAUUUAUGAUAAAUAUCUGAUUGGUUUCGAAGGCUGGCUCACGAAAACUUUCGAUCUAGAGAAAGAGUUCCGAAGCCUUUUGUGCUCGAAUCUAAAGGACAAAGAUGACCGUUUUGUCCCGUUUAAAUCGAGUAAUAUCAUCAAGCAUAUUGAUUUGGUUAAUCAAAAGAUUGAUGGUAGUGAUGAUGAUGAUAAAAUGUUUAGUAAUGCUGUUAAGGAGGAGGAUGCCUGUUGCAUGGAAAUUUCUGCCGAGGAAUUUAAUUCUCGCAAACGUAAGCGAGAAUCGUUAUCAGGAAUGGUACACUGGACGAGGAAUAUUGCAAAACAUCCGUUUGAUCCUGCAGCAAAACCAUUACCAGAACCUUCAAAGUGGAAGGACUAUAAAGGAGGUCAGGACUUUUUCCUUCAACUGCUGAAGGCAAGAAACAUUCUCUCGGUGAAAAAGCAUGCUGAACCAAACAGUGGAUCAUCUUCCCAGAAGGUGAAGAUGCAUCCUGCCAUGUAUGAGGAUCCUGUUGCUCCUGGUCACCAAAGUUCCAAGAGAUUGAGAUGUAGUGAAAGGCUUCCUAUCUCUGUUAAAUCUCGCUGCAGUUGCUGCAAUUCAUGUCCUGGUAACGGAAAUAAAUGUUCUCUGAAGAAAACAACUGCCAAACCAGACGGUGUAACUGAAAAGAAAAAAUCUGCUGCCAAACCGGAUGUCGCCAAAAAGAAAAAAUCUGCUGCCAAACCGGAUGUCACCGAAAAGAAAAAAUCUGCUGCCAAAUCGGAUGUCACCGAAAAGGAAAAAUCUGCUGCCAAACCGGAUGUAACCGAAAAGAAAAAAUCAACUGCCGAACCAGAUGUAGCCGUAAAGGAAAAAUCUGACCCAACUAGUGAUGAUUCUCGUGAAAAGAGUGUUUCUAUCGGUCAUCGUUUCCAAACGGAGGUCCCGGAAUGGACUGGUGUAGCUUCUGAGAGUGACUCUAAAUGGUUAGGCACACAGGUAUGCCCGGUUCAAGAUGACUCAAAACCUACUACUGAAACAGAUCUUGUUGGGAGAGGAAGACGAGGAAAGUGCAGCUGCAAUGUUCAAGGUUCUGUUGACUGUGUCAGAUUUCAUAUUGCUGAAAACAGGAUGAAACUGAAACUUGAAUUGGGUUCUGUAUUUUACCGAUGGGGAUUUGAUCGAAUGGGCGAGGAAGUUUCACUUCGAUGGACUGCUGAAGAAGAAAAGAAAUUUAAGGAUGCAAUGGGGUUAAAUAUCCCCUCCCAAAACAAGUCUUUUUGGAACAAGCCAUCCAAAUACUUUCAAAAGAAGACAAGAAAAGACAUGGUGAACUAUUACUUCAACGUAUAUCUUAUUCAACUGAGAAGCUAUCAGAAUCGCGUGACUCCAGAUACUGUUGACAGCGAUGACGAUGAAGUCGAAUUUGGAUCUUUUGGUGAUGGAUUUGGGAGAAAAGCUAUCAAGCAUCCAUCUGUCGAGUUUAUGGAGUGUUCAGAGAACACACAGUGCUUUGAUUUUGAGUAGACAAAACAAGGCGAUAAUUUGAUAAAUGCAUCAUAGCCAUUUUGAGGUUGAGAAAAUAUUUUCUAUCAUCAGACUUGCAUAUGUUUUCUUUCUCCUUUCUUCAUAAUCAGGAAUGCAUUCCUUUCCUAGGAAAAUUUUGGUGAACAUACAACAUAGAAAUGGAGAUAGAGGAAAGAACCGGCUAGGAAGAGAGUGGCUAUUGUGUUGGAACUUGGAAGCCAUUGGAGAUGUUAAAACUUUUUUUUCUCUCUCUUUUGGACAGCAUUCGUGCUGUAAAACUUGUUUAGGCGGAGCAAGCGCUUUCAAGUUUAUGUUUUUAGUUAGACAUUUGCAAAUUAAAUUUUCAAAUUAUAUUUUGGCAGGUCUUUGAAUUUGUGAUAUUACAAAAUUUGUUUCCUUGCAAA